AUGGCUCUACAGCAAGCACACAAUUCCAAUGACCAGGCAGAAGCAAGCAGCUACCCGACUGCUCCGCCAGCGGGGUGCUAUGUACCGGCGGUGACAUUUUUCGAUCCUGAGUCGGACCGACUAUGUCUCGACGCUCAAGCAAAGUACUACUCGUACCUGGCCAGCACGGGACUCACGGGACUUGUCGUCCUGGGGACCAACGCAGAGACGUUCCUGUUGACACGCGAGGAGCGGAUGACUCUCCUCCAGCUGGCGCGGCGAUCUGUUCCAAAGGGAUAUCCUAUCAUCGCCGGCACGAGCGGCCACUCGACGGCACAGGUGCUCGAGUUCAUCACAGACGCAUACAGCGCCGGCGCCAACUACGUGCUGGUUCUCCCCUGCGCGUACUUCGGCAAGCAGACCACGCCGGCGGUGGUCAAGAGAUUCUAUAAAGAGGUGGCCGCGAGCUCUCCCCUGCCCAUCCUCAUCUACAACUUCCCGGCGGUUUGCAACGGGCUGGACCUCGACGCCAACAUCAUCACGGAUAUCGCACGGGAGUCACGCAACAUUGUCGGUGUGAAACUGACUUGUGGCUCCGUGGCAAAGAUCACCUGUCUCGCUUCUAGAUUUCCCGCCACCCGUUUCGCAGUCUUUGGGGGACAGUCAGACUUCCUGGUCGGGGGACUCGCUUCGGGGAGCGCAGGCUGUAUAGGAUCAUUCUGCAAUGUCUUCCCCAAAGUGGUGGCCAAGAUCUACGAGUUAUGGUCCAGUGGACAGUACGGCGAGGCUCUCGCACUGCAGAAGUUGGUUGCAUCUGCCGAGACAGCCACCAAGGCAGGCAUCGCCAACACGAAAUACGCGGCUGCCAUCUUCACUGCUCCCAAGGCGGGCAUCGCGGAUGCUGUGCGUUUGCUCAAGCCUCGGAGGCCGUACGAAGAACCGACCGACGCUGUCAAACGGUCGAUCCAGACGGUGAUGGAGGCUUUGAAUCGAGAAGAGAAGGACAUUUCGGUGAAACCUCAGUCUCGUCUAUAA
Molecule: messenger RNA, 1014 nt
Organism: Fonsecaea nubica
Lineage: Eukaryota; Fungi; Ascomycota; Eurotiomycetes; Chaetothyriales; Herpotrichiellaceae
Exons: 1
Coding region: 1-1014 (337 amino acids)
Molecular function (GO): 4-hydroxy-tetrahydrodipicolinate synthase activity
Source: RefSeq, a predicted model, not a curated record